UUGGACGCCGCCGAGUUCGCUUGUCGUUGUAUAUCAUUGUAUAUCAUCUUAGUUCUCUCUAGCGAUCCACCUUGCGCUGACUCGUCGACUCUCCGUGCGGUGCAAAAAGUCUCCACCACCCGACAUCACGACGCGCGCGCGUUGGCGAUCGCGAUGGCGACGACAUCGGCGAUGACGAUCGAGCGGUCGGUGUGUGCGAUGCGUGCGCGCUCAUCAUCGUCGACAUCGACCAGGACGACGGCGCGAUCGCGCGCGACGGUGGCAGUCAAGAAGAAUGUCUACUCGCGCACGUCCGUCGUCGUCGCGCGCGCGUACGGCGAUGACGAUGAAAAUAUGCGAGUGAAAGGGCGCAUGCCGCAAGAGGGCGAUCGCGUGGGCGAUCGCGAAGAUCCUGAUUUGUACAUUGGGACGUAUUCCAACUUCUUCACCGACCCAGCACAAAUCAAAGGCGUCGUCGUAUUCUGCGCGUUUUUGCUUUCAUUCUUUUCGCUCGGAAACAUCGGCGCCGCCAUCUUGCUUCCGAUACUAUACGGCACGGACGACACUUUGGGUGACUUCUGCAUCCAGUCGCUGAUCUUCGGAUAUUACUGUAAUUAA
Molecule: messenger RNA, 597 nt
Organism: Ostreococcus lucimarinus CCE9901
Lineage: Eukaryota; Viridiplantae; Chlorophyta; Mamiellophyceae; Mamiellales; Bathycoccaceae
Exons: 1
Source: RefSeq, a predicted model, not a curated record